This is a messenger RNA of Aegilops tauschii subsp. strangulata, 747 nucleotides long. The record is from RefSeq and is a predicted model, not a curated record. NCBI's taxonomy places the organism in Eukaryota, Viridiplantae, Streptophyta, Magnoliopsida, Poales, Poaceae.
AUGUAUGAUAGAGAUAAUCCCUCUAUUGAGGAAGGUGUAGUUUUUUCUUCUACAGUUGAGUGCAGAAAUGCAGUUGCAACUUUCUCAAUUAAGAGUGAAACAGAGUACAUGACUUUGAAAAGUGACCCAAGAAGGUUUACUGUCAAAUGUGCAUGUGACAGAUGUAAGUGGAGGCUACAUGCCUCUUUAAUGAGGAGAAGCACAUUAUUUCAGAUUAAGGUCAACCCUUACCCUCACAACUGUCCAAGUGUUAAUAGAUCUCAGAUAUUGAGGGCUUUAAAGAGAAGAUGGAUAGCAGAUGCUUCUGUGACUUGUAUUAGAAAUAAUCCAGGCAUAGGUCCAAAGCAAAUACAACAGAGGUUGGCUGAGAAGUAUGGAAUUGAGGUGCCAUAUAGUAGGUGUUAUUUUGGUAAAGAGCUGGCAGUAGAUAAGACGUUUGGGAAGUACAGUGAGAGUUUCAGUCUUCUUUAUUCAUCCAAAGCUGAAGUUGAGAGAACAUCACCAGGCAGUGUAGUUGAAAUUGACAAGCACACUGUGGAGUACACACUGCAGUCCCAAGUAUCGACAUGGGAACUCUGCAAGGUUGCAAUGCAGAAGAUCGACAACACGCUCUUUGUCCUCUUGAUCACCAUGGAUGAGAGUGGCAGUGGAUUUCGUAUAGUUGACUUUGAGUCCAGAGGCUUCUUCGAACAUGUCCAGCGCAAACUUGAUAAAGCUGAGGUUAGAGAUGGUAGGAUGGGCGAAUAG